Messenger RNA from Xiphophorus hellerii (green swordtail), 2783 nucleotides. It is a transcript of the gene or55e1, whose product is annotated as odorant receptor, family 55, subfamily E, member 1. Lineage: Eukaryota; Metazoa; Chordata; Actinopteri; Cyprinodontiformes; Poeciliidae. Gene Ontology annotation, cellular component: plasma membrane. The record is from RefSeq and is a predicted model, not a curated record. The transcript has a single exon. Gene Ontology annotation, biological process: G protein-coupled receptor signaling pathway. Gene Ontology annotation, molecular function: G protein-coupled receptor activity; olfactory receptor activity. The coding region runs from base 808 to 1821 and encodes 337 amino acids.
UUUGAUCAAGUACUCAGUACUUCAGUAAACUUUUUACCAAAUACUUUUUCACUCUUACUUGAGUAAAAACUUGUUGAAGUAGCUUUGCUCUAACUUGACUACAGGCUUUGGGUUUUCUGCCCCUCAGCACAAAACACCAAAUAAAAAUAAAUUCUGUUUGUUAAAUUGUUUUAAAACAUCUCAGAAUCAGGAAUCACAGCAAAAACAAUUAUUAUAAAAACAGAUGAUCUGAAUCUUUACUGGUUCAUUUUCCCUGCUUAACAGUUAGAUUAGAGAAAAUCAGACAAUAUUUUUACAGAAUCAUCUGUGAACAUCUGGUGAUGAACUCUGACCUCAACCUUCAGAGCCACAUAAAGACAGUUACAAGGUCGGACUUCUGUCACCUUCCACUGAGAGGAAAUACUUUAAAAUGCUGUUGGUAGUUUAUAAAUCACUGAACAGAUUAAAGAUCUGCUGCUGAUCAACCUUCCAGAUGAAGCAGCUUUCAGCUUCUAUGCACCACAAGUCUGGAACAAACUUCCAGAAAACUGCAAAACAGCAGAAACACUGAGUUCCUUUAAAUCCAGACUGAAAGCCACAUGUUUAGAGUUGUUUCUGAAACAUCAUAAAUGAAACGUUGAUCAACAUUCUGAUGCGUAACAACGGCAACAUGUAAUGUUUACCAUGUAAUGUCUUUUAUGAGGUUUUAUUUCUGUGGUUUUUACGUAAAGCACUUUGAAUGUUGCUGAAAUGUGUCAUAUAAAUAAUAUUGAUUGAUCGAUCGAUCGAUCGAUCCAACCUGUUGUUGUUUCCAGGUGAGGCAGCGCCAUGUUGGACGCUCCACUCACCAAGAACUUGUCCCACUCCAGCUUCCGGUUCAGAUGUUUUCCGGAGCUGCAGGACCGCCGCUGGAUUCUGGCGCUGCUGUUCUUCCUCUGCUUCCUGUCGGUGCUGCUGGGAAACUCUGCGCUGCUCUACGUGAUCCGCAGGGUGGCGCGCCUGCACAGCCCCAUGUACGUCCUGGUGUCCCUGCUGUGCGUGGUGGACGCCCUGCUGGCCUCCGCCAUCCUCCCCAACAUGCUGCUCAACCUGCUGUUCGACUGGAGCCACGUCUCGUUGACCGGAUGUCUCAUCCAGAUGUUUUCCACGUACUUCCUGUCGUCGCUGGAGUCCACGCUGCUGCUGGUGAUGGCGCUGGACCGCUACGUCGCCAUCUGCCAGCCGCUGCGCUACGCGGACAUCAUGAGCUCCUCCGCCUUCCUGAAGCUGCUCGUCUUCGCGCUCCUGCGCAGCGUCUCCAUCAUGUCGGCGCUGGUGGUUCUGGCCGGUUCUCUGUGGUUCUGCGGCUCCAACGUCAUCCAGCACUGCUACUGCGACCACAUGGCGCUGGUCCGCCUGGCCUGCGUCAGUACGCAGAGGAACCAGGCGGCUGGGCUGGCGGUGAUCGUCUGUUUCGUGGGUGUGGACAUCCCCGUCAUCUUCUUCUCCUACGUGAAGAUCGUGAAGGUCGUGGUGAGGGCGGCGGCGGCCAGCGAGGAGCGCAUGAAGGCGCUUCACACCUGCAGCACGCACCUGAUGGUCAUGGUGUGUUUCUACCUGGUGGGCACCAUCGCCUUCCUGUCCGGCAGCAUCAACAUUCCCAUAGCAACGGGCAUCAACACCCUGAUGGGCGUCGCGUACAUCCUGAUCCCCGCGACCGUCAAUCCCAUCAUCUACGGUGUUCGUACCAAAGAGAUCCGCCGAGGCCUUCAGAGGAUGUUCCAGAUCUCAGCUCUGAAGGUUUCUUCUGGAAAACGACUGACAUCCGGUCAGGAGCCCACAAGUCUGACUCUUCAAAAGUAACGCAGUGUAAAAUAUUUAUGAACCGAAAGCCUCCAUCUUAAUUAGUAUCAUGACUUUAACCAACACUGAGACAAAUUAGGAGCCAAAAUAAUCCGGUUCUCAAAGGCCGCACCUGAUUGGACCAGCAGGUCAUUGUGGGCGGAUCCCAGUGUGAACAGGAAGUGUUUUCAAUAACAACAAAUAAAAAACAUUCAGUUGUGCUAAACCUGAAGCACUAAUCAUAGACGUUAGCUGGGCUAACAAUAAAGCGCAUUAGCUUCUGGUAUUUAGCGGAAGCUAAUGCUAAUGUGCUAAAUUCCACCAUAUUGAUAUCCAACAUGGCGGAAGAGGAAGUGGAACUGCUGUGUAAACAGUCCUCAUCCACUUCAAAAUAAGAGCACGAACAUAGUUAAAGAAUUCGUAACAGUCAUUAAUCUAAAUUUACAUGUUUAACUUUAUUCAACUGAAAGUUUACAAAACAGUAAAUCAGCAUUUUAAAAUGUAUCUGAAAAAUUAAUGAAGCAGAAGCUAAGUGCGCUAAACGCUAAAGUUAGCCAAAAUGCUGAGCUAAUAAUUAGAAGAGUUCCCACGGCUAAAAUUAAUGCCAUCAUUUCUAUUUUUUUAGAAUAUGUCUAACUUCCUCCUCUGGCGUCAAACUGUCUUUUGUUUCUUCAGUGUCACAUUCCAGCUGUUUUAAUGAGUAAAGCUUCUCUGACUGUACAGAUAUUUAUGAGCAGGAAGGGUUUAAUAAUACCUUACCAUUAUAUUUAAAAACAAAAUCAAUUUUGUAAGUGAAAUAAUGUGAAACUGGAAAAAGCUGUUAAAAAAUUAAAACAGUUUUGGUCACAAAUGUCAGGCUGUGUGUGAAUAUCAUGACUGACAGUGAAAACACUCAGAGCUUCUAAUAGUGUUUUUAUUAAAGACUGUGGGGAAUAUACAAGUUUUCUCUGACAAUAUCAAAAUAAAAGACAACUGGAACUAAA